Corapipo altera (White-ruffed manakin) is the source of this 1727-nucleotide messenger RNA. RefSeq names its product cytosolic arginine sensor for mTORC1 subunit 2 (gene CASTOR2). The transcript is spliced from 9 exons. Lineage: Eukaryota; Metazoa; Chordata; Aves; Passeriformes; Pipridae. The record is from RefSeq and is a predicted model, not a curated record. Bases 290 to 1279 code for a protein of 329 amino acids. Gene Ontology annotation, cellular component: cytosol. Gene Ontology annotation, biological process: negative regulation of TORC1 signaling; cellular response to L-arginine.
UGUUCCAGCGAGCACCAGCUGCUCGGCGCCCUGGGCUCCGCUGCUCCUGCCCGGCUCCGCUCCGCGCCCCGCCGGCCUCCCCCGCCCAACUUCGGCACCCUCCGCUCCCUCAUCUCCCAGCCCCCGGAGCCGGGAAGGGGCAGAAGGAAUCGAGGGGAGGCGGGGGAGGAACAAAAAAAAAAAAAAGAAAAAAAAAGGCACCGACAAUAACAGCCCCCUCCCCCUCCCCAUUCAAAACCACAAAAUAAACCCCAGGAAUAGAUGAACUACAAAUGAGAAAGAGGAAAAGAUGGAACUGCACAUCCUAGAGCACAGGCUCAGAGUGGCCAGCAUAGCCAAGGAGAGCAUCCAGUUGUUUACCUAUGGAUUAAUCAAACUUGCUUUCCUGUCCUCCAAGACGAGGUGCAAGUUCUUCAGCCUCACGGAAACCCCCGAGGACUACACCAUCAUUGUGGAUGAAGAGGGCUUCCUAGAGCUUCCUUCCUCCGAACACUUGAGCGUGGCUGAUGCGACAUGGCUUGCCCUCAACGUGGUGUCUGGUGGAGGUGGCUUCUCCAGCUCCCAGCCCAUUGGAGUGACCAAAAUUGCCAAGUCAGUAAUAGCACCACUAGCUGACCAAAACAUCUCAGUGUUUAUGCUCUCCACCUAUCAGACGGACUUCAUCCUGGUGCGUGAGCGAGACCUGCCCUUCGUGAUGCACACGCUGGCCACCGAGUUCACCAUCCUCAGAGUAGUGAAUGGGGAGACGGUGGCUGCUGAUGACUUUGGGAUAACAAAUGGAUUUGUCAAACCAAAACUAGUUCAGAGGUCUGUCAUUCAUCCCCUUUCCAGUCCGAGUAAUAUGUUCUGCGUCACCAGCCUGGAUCCAGAUACCCUUCCUACUGUUGCUACACUCCUAAUGGAUGUCAUGUUUUACUCCAAUGGAGUAAAAGACUCGGUGGUGGGCAACGAAGACUCGGGACAUAUUCGCUUUUUCUCCUUUUCUCUCAUUGAGGGUUAUAUCUCUUUGGUCAUGGAUGUGCAGACACAGCAGAGAUUUCCUAAUAAUUUGUUGUUUACAAGUGCUUCUGGUGAACUGUGGAAGAUGGUGCGGAUUGGUGGGCAGCCUCUUGGCUUCGAUGAAUGUGGAAUUGUUGCUCAGAUUUCUGAGCCUUUGGCCGCAGCCGACAUCCCAGCCUACUAUAUCAGUACUUUUAAGUUUGAUCAUGCAUUGGUACCUGAAGAAAAUAUAAAUGGUGUGGUCAAUGCACUCCAAGUCAGUCAAGCUGAAAAGCAUUAGAAAUGUUCUGAGCUGGUUCCAGAUGCUUUUUAUUAUUAUAAUAAUUAUUAUUAUUAUUAUAAUUAUUAUUAUUCUUCUUUUUUUCUGACAGUAUUUCUUGAAAAAUCUGAUUACAGAGAGUGACAUGAAAAGAGACUGUGGAAAGCUGAGCAGAAACAGCUCCAAUAAGCCUUUGUUUUAAUUAUUAUUAUUGUUAUUUUAUUAAAUUUAUGAAUGAGGGGAAGGAGGAAAGGGAGUUCAGGUGGUUUCCUGAUGUUCAGCUCCAAGGUGAAGUGUACCCUGCCUGUGUUCUCAGUGUGGAAGGAGCUGCCCGGGGUCCCCGUCUCUCCCCGUGGGUGUGCUGGCUGAAAGCAGCAGGACAGGCCGAGAGCAGAUGGAUGGGCUACUGGCUCAGAGAGCCCUGAAAACCAGAAACAAAAUGAAAUGUGGAAUUAAACAGAAAAGACGU